Molecule: messenger RNA, 1270 nt
Organism: Helicoverpa armigera (cotton bollworm)
Lineage: Eukaryota; Metazoa; Arthropoda; Insecta; Lepidoptera; Noctuidae
Gene: IBP2
Product: neural/ectodermal development factor IMP-L2
Exons: 7
Coding region: 39-1019 (326 amino acids)
Biological process (GO): axon guidance; homophilic cell-cell adhesion; dendrite self-avoidance
Cellular component (GO): axon; plasma membrane
Molecular function (GO): cell-cell adhesion mediator activity
Source: RefSeq, a predicted model, not a curated record
GAAAAAAAUCUCCCGCGCUUUACGAUUUCGUGGCCACAAUGUAUCGUGGCCGAGCCAUAUAUAAGGGGGGUAGCUUAAGGAGUUGUCCAUACUCCUGUGAGCACUCCCAAAGAGUAAACAGCUCAACACAUUUUGUAUUUUUAUAUUCUAUCGUGUGUUUUGUGCGAUCGAGAUUAAAUAAGGCUGCAACCAAAUACUCAACUAGCGACAUCUAUUAUCGAAUAGCAACAAUGAUGACUUCACUUUCGCUACUCGCCGCUGUCUUAGUGUCGCUGCUGUGCACUUUCACAAAUGCACAUGUUGCCGACAGCAGAAAAGCAUUGGAUAACAACAUUCAACCUAACGCAGUCACACCCCGAAGACGCCACCUUCGAGACAUGGUCCGCAUCAGGAACGCGCCCCCGGAGACGGUGCAGUUCGAGCCAGGAACCCGACUGGUGUUGGAAUGUGAGGUGCUCGGGAAACCAGCUCCCACCGUCCAGUGGCUGAAAAACGGGGAACCUGUUGUGGAUUACGAAGUGGAAAGCAAUGACAUACUGCCCGCCGACCCAUCCAGCUUCGCUCAAAUGGUGAGCAAGCUAGUCGUGACGUCAACGUCCAACGGUGACAUAUACACCUGUGUGGCAACCUCAGCGCUCAACCAGAAAACUGCUUCAACUACCGUUUUCACUGUCGAAGAAAGCGAAGAAGAGAACCUUCUAACUCUUCAGAAGCUGUUCAGAAUGCCAUCGAAGCCAGUCAUCACAUCGUACUACACGAACAUCUUUCAGAACAUCGGGUCUGACGUGGUUCUGCCGUGCCGGGUGGACAGCACCAGCAAGUCUCAGGUCUUCUGGCAAGAUAAUAACGAUGAGCUGGUGUUCGGCAACUCUAGGAUGCGGGUCCUUCCCUCAGGCGAUCUAGUAAUCACUCCUCUGCUAUGGUCAGACAUGGGCAACUUCACGUGCAUAGCCAAGAAUAUGUACGGCAAGGAUACCAUGACCACCUUCAUGUACCCGCUCAGACCUUCCAAAGUAUAAGCGCAAAAACUUCAAGUGUUUGACCAGAAACGUUACCCGCCGAUUUAAUCUCGAUGUUCCUAUUAUUAAGUGUCGUUUAAGUAAAACUUAACUUAUUGUUAGCUUAAGUUACAAUGUAUACAACAAAGUAAUAUAAGUACUUAAUAUAAAUUUAUUAAAAGCAAACUUAUAUUGUAUGCCAAAAUGAAAUUCAGCCGUUUUUAUUUAGACUGGUAAAAAGUAACUUAAAAUUGUACUGUAGACAUUUUUUU